Messenger RNA from Paramecium sonneborni, 381 nucleotides. The record is from the annotation of a GenBank genome assembly. Lineage: Eukaryota; Ciliophora; Oligohymenophorea; Peniculida; Parameciidae.
AAAAAAUAAUAAUAACAUAUAUUUAACAUUCCAUUCAAACUCCUGUUAUUAUAUUAUAAUUUCGUUAUUAAUCAUCUUUCACUAAAGAUCUUCCCAUUUUAGGUAUAUUCUCUAUAAAAAGUUUCUAUUAAGAAUCACUAUUUUGCAUUCCUUUUUAUUUUUUUUAAUUGCUAAAUUAUUAUGAAAGUUGCUGCUUAUCGAUUAUUUGUUAAUUUCUUGUCGUUUUACGAACCUUUCCUUAUAAUUCUCUUGCUGUAUUUGGAUUACUCUUUGAAAUAUCACAUGAAAGUUAUUUUUCAUUCUAAAUUAUUUAAGGUAUUUCUUUCUAUUAUUAAAUGAUCAAUAAAGAUUGAUAAUUGUUAAGUAACUUAUGCGUUUUUG